Molecule: messenger RNA, 2477 nt
Organism: Schistocerca piceifrons (Central American locust)
Lineage: Eukaryota; Metazoa; Arthropoda; Insecta; Orthoptera; Acrididae
Product: RNA-binding protein Raly-like
Exons: 10
Coding region: 243-1250 (335 amino acids)
Cellular component (GO): nucleus
Molecular function (GO): RNA binding
Source: RefSeq, a predicted model, not a curated record
GGCCCGCAGCCGGCAGCGCCUCUGGCGGCGGCGGCGGGCGGCGCCCGGCAGGUGUGUGCGUGAGCGCCGUGGCGAGUGAGCCGUGAUUCGCGCACACACCCGGACUACGUGCUACCUGCGUGCAGCCGCCGACCGCAGCCACAUCCGGCACGCUGCCCCGCUUCCGGACAGGAGCAAACACCGGCGCCUUUGCUGCGCACCAACAGUGGACGGCCGACCCGACUGAGCCUCCUAACCUCGCUAUGAAGAUGAGCAAGGUGGGCAACCAGACCAACUCCCAAGACCCGCAGGCGGUCAACUCGCGGGUCUUCGUGGGAAACCUCAACACCUUCCAGUGUUCCAAGACCGACGUCGAGAGGAUGUUCCAGCGCUAUGGCCGCAUUGCCGGCAUUUCAAUGCACAAGGGCUACGCGUUCGUGCAGUUCACGAACCCUUUCGACGCCCGCAGUGCCUGUCUGGGUGAGGAUGCUCGGACGGUCUUGGGCCAAGUGCUCGAUGUUAAUUUGGUCGCUGAGCCAAAGCCACACCAGACCGGUAGAAAGAGGCAAAAUGUUACCAAAACUGGCAACGACUGGGACUACUACUAUGACAGCUACUACGCGUCGGCAGCGUUCGCCGCCCCCCGGCUGGUGCCGCCCCUCAAGAGGCCGCGGCUGGUGGCGCCGCCCCCGAGGCCCACCGCCGCCGCCACCGCCGCCAAGAUGGCCGCAGCCGCCGCCGCCGCCGCCGCUGCCGCCUCCGCCGCCCACAACAGCUGUACCGCCUCGCAGGACAUCAAGACCUACAGUAAUCCAGACAUCUUGAUCUGCGGUAACUGCCGUGAGAUGUUCACCGACCUCCAUGAACUCCUGGAGCACAAGAAGACGUACUGCAAGCUGCGCUUCACCUGCAAGUGCCACAACGGUCUGAAAAUGAAGGAUACGGCGCUGCUGUGCUUCCAGUGCAAGGACUCGUUCCACGACGCGUGGGACCUGAUGGUGCACGUGCAGGCGGCCCACAUGCUCAACAUCUACCAGCUGGGGGUGGCCCGCGCGAACGGCAGCUUCAAGUCGGACGACGUAGAGGAGAGCAACGGAGACUCGGUGCCUGCCGGUGGAGCGCUGAGCCCGGUGCGGACGGAAGAGGCGGUCUCGGACGGCGUCGACUCCUGCGACGCCUGCAGCCCGGCCAGCGCGACCAAUGGCGAGGCUGGCCACGUCCAGCAGUGCCCUGCCGGCGUCCUGGCCGCGGGAGUGGCUGAUUCUCCUUAAGGAGAAGUUCUGCAGUACCAGAAACAACAUAUCACAGCAACAAAUGUGUCCAACUCUUCUUGUCAAUGUGUCUCUGGGUGCGAAAAGGGCAAGAGAAGGAACUUGAAAAGUGCCAUUAAAUAAGCUUAUGGUCACACAUAUCCCAACUUUUAAAUAAAAUUAUGAACAUAUAUUUUACAAUAGUAUUUUCAUAAUUUCAUUAAAUGACAAGGAAUUGCAGAAAAGAUAUAUUCCAUCAUAUUGCUUGACCAUCUAUUAGUUGUGUUUGCUAUAAGAAUUUCUUUAGCCUUCUAGUUCUCAGCAGAAAAAGAAAAUCCAGCUACUUUUCCUCUAGUUUAUCAGGUAGAUGGACUAAAGAUGUGUUGGAUGCCGAUUUUUCGAGAUUUAUGCCUGUUACCUGUGCUGUAGUUUCUAAAUCCAAUUUUUUUUAAAUUAUAUAUAUUGCUGUUACUCCCCAUAUAGAAAAGGGAUGUUGCAUAUAAUACCUUGUGUAAUUUAAAAUUUUAUAUCAAUCAUUACUCAUGGAAAUAUAUUACAUGAGAGAAACUGAUAGAGCUUAUUAGUUUUAUAAAAUUAAAAAUGAGAACUUUUGUUACAUGAAGCUCUCAGCAACAUUUUACUGCCACUUGCUAGCGUCAUAGACAGUUUUGUGUAAUUCAAGUUUAAAAGCUACACAUAUCACUUUUGCACGUUUUAGUGCAUUACCUUGUCCUUAAACCAUCCCAUGAAGUCUUGUUCAGUUAAUAGCAGUCCUCAUAAUGUAUUAAUAUGCAUUACUUAAAUUUGUUUGAAUUUGUAUGAUUAUGUAUGUGUUCCAUUAUUUCUUAAUUUUACUUUGUAGAAUGAGACUUGCACUUGUGAUGUAUAAAUUGCUUCAUUUUGUAUUACUCAAAGUACGUUAGGAAUUGUGAAAGAGUACAUUUUUCAUCACAUUUGACUUGCAGAAUCAGAAUCCCAGCAUUUUUAUUGAAACAUCUGAAAUUGUUUGGAAAUGUAAUUUUUCUAGCUGCAUAAAUACUAUAGGUCUAUACUACUCCAGGGCGGGUAUUUGCUAAAAUAUGUAUCUAAUUUUGUUUUGUAUAUUACAUCAUUGUUGUACUGAGAAGUGUAGCAAUUUUCUCAUAAUAAACCAUUUUUAAAGUUUACUGUAGUAACAUCUCGCGUCUGUUAGGAGGAUCAAAAAAGAUUUUCCCUCUUUCGGAUAACCUAACUUCAUAAUGUUGGUCC